UCUCUGAUAAAUAUCUCGUCGGUGCUCGGCAAGACAAUUGAUUACAUCUUUUCUCGUGUAUUUCAGAACGCAUGUGUUUUACAACGCUAUCUAUCGAAUCAGUUGACGCCUUCAUGUAGUUCGCUCUCUUCGUAUUUCUUACUUUUUGACGUAACGAUUGAUAGUGUAAUUUGUUUACAAAAAAUUGAUAGAGCUUGUAAUUUUAAUUCUACGUAUUAUGGCUGGAGAAGUCAUUGUUGACGCACUGCCCUACAUCGACCAAGGAUACGAUGAGCCAGGCGUGCGAGAAGCGGCGUUGGCGAUGGUCGAGGAAGAGACACGACGUUACAGGCCGACGAAAAAUUAUCUGGAACAUCUGCAGCCACUGUGCAUAACUUCCUUCGAGACGGAGGUGCUGAAGCACGAAUUCGAGAGGAUGCAGUCUCGUCUGCCGAUGGAAGUGCUCAGUAUGAAGCGUUACGAGUUGCCACCGCCUGCGUCCGGCAAGCUCAACGAUUUGACUGCGUGGAACGAGAGUGUGGAGAACAGUAGUGCACAACUGGAGCAUCAAGGUACCAGAAUCUGUAAUUUGGAAUUGAUGAUGGAUUACGGUUGCGAAGCGUGGAAGUCCUACUUGGAGGUGCUGGUUCAGCUGCUGGGUCACGCGCAGAAGCAGCUGCAGACGCUGAGGAAAAAGAUUCAGGAGGUCAAUUGGCAGAGGAAGUCGAUGCAGACCCAGGGUGGCGACAAGCUGCGAGCACUCGAGGCGCAGUGGGUCAGUCUGGUGUCGAAGAAUUACGAGAUCGAGCAGGUUUGCGUGCACUUGGAGGAGGAGCUGAGAACCCUGAUGAAUAAGGAGGCCGUCGAGAUUAAUGACGUGCCGGCGGAGGAUGGGGCCGACGUGCCGGGGAAUAACGCCACGGAGACUAUGGCGUUGCAGAUACAGCAGCAGGAGAAUCAGGACGCUUAGUGUAAUUAAAAAAUUGAAGAGGCUGAUCAAUAAACUGCCGGGAAAGGCGCUCGGCGAGUACCGACUGCUGCCGUUAUUUUUCAUCUUCGGGGCUG
Messenger RNA from Wasmannia auropunctata (little fire ant), 1044 nucleotides. It is a transcript of the gene BCAS2, whose product is annotated as pre-mRNA-splicing factor SPF27. NCBI's taxonomy places the organism in Eukaryota, Metazoa, Arthropoda, Insecta, Hymenoptera, Formicidae. The record is from RefSeq and is a predicted model, not a curated record. The transcript is spliced from 4 exons. Bases 218 to 949 code for a protein of 243 amino acids. Gene Ontology annotation, biological process: mRNA processing. Gene Ontology annotation, cellular component: precatalytic spliceosome; Prp19 complex; catalytic step 2 spliceosome.